AUGUUGGCCAAUUUGGAGAACAGUGGCAGUGGUAGUGCAUUGGUGGGUCUCAGCAAGGCAGCACUCACAACGCCAUUUUCAAUAAAUGACAUUUUAACGCGCAAUAAUAGUGGAUUAAAUGCAGCGCAACAACAACAAAUUAGACAGCGCAUUUCCGAUACCGAUGAAAUGGCGCUGAGCGCGGGGGCAGCAGCGGCCACCGAAACGCGGCAAAAUAAAGGGCGCGAAGUGAAAACAGAUUUGAAAAUUUCCGCUUCUUGUUGUCACAUUGCCGCUGCCGAAACCAAUGGCUACAAAUUAGGCGCCACUUUAGAAAAUACCUCCUCGCGUAAUUCCUCGAACAAUCCCAGUCCCAUUUGUGAGAUGCGCGCAGCAGUUGCGAAAUUUUCCGCUCAAACAUCAAUGGAACGUAGAAGCGGCGUCGGUGGUGGUGUCAGUGGCGGAACGCGUGUUGUUAGUAGUGGUAGUGAAAAUACCGAUUAUAUGCCCUACUACCUGGCGACGUUGGACAAUAACAAUCACAGUGAUUAUCAUUUAGCGCGAAAGUUCGGUUAUAUUGGCGCUGGAAAUUUGGUUGGCGGUCGCGAUUGCCCCAUUGACAUGCGACGCUGUAGCAAUAAUGAAUCAGAUUCAGAAUCACCGCCUCCACCAAUGUUGUCGCUUUAUGGUAGCGGCGCCUCGGCUAAUGCCACCUCGAGCGCUUGUGGUGGCAACACAUCGCCCUCACUGCACGAUUCAGAUAGCCUCAAUGGCUCAAUGAGCCGCAAGAAGCGUUCGCGCGCCGCUUUCAGUCACGCACAAGUUUUCGAAUUGGAGCGACGCUUUGCGCAGCAGCGCUACCUCAGCGGUCCCGAACGCGCAGAAAUGGCAAAGAGCUUGCGCUUGACCGAAACGCAAGUGAAGAUUUGGUUCCAAAACCGUCGCUACAAAACGAAGCGCAAGCAAAUUCAGCAGCAUGAAGCGGCGCUUAUGAGUGCUGCCACCAAGCGUGUGCCGGUGCAGGUGCUGGUGCGUGAAGAUGGGAGUGGCGCGGCAGCGGCAGCGGCGGCAGCCGCUUACGCGCACAUGUUGCCGACGCAUGGCAUUGACCCUGCGCUGUUGCACAUCUAUCGUCAUCAGCUACAAAUGGCAUACGGUGUGGGCGUUUCACUGCCUCAAGUACCGUUUCCCUAUUUCUAUACACAAGCAGCGAAAAUGCCCCAACCCAUUCCGCCACCCAGCCAGCCGGCAAAUGUGCAGAUUGCUGGCAACUUUAGUGCACAAGCAGCUGGAAAUUAUAGCAACAGCAACAACAAUAACAACAACUGUAUUGAUACAACGAAAAAUGCAUUGAACUUUGCUAAAAUGGAGCAUGGCAUGCGUUAUAUUCAUUGCUCGUCAGCCUCGUCGUCACCCACUCAUAUGAAUGCCCAUGGCAGCGGAGAUGGCAGUAGUCCAUCGAGAUCGUGUUCCAGCCCGCCACCGCGCGGCAGUGCUGUGGCUGUUAGCGCUGUAUUUACACCAGCAAUGUCAGCGGGUGAAGUUGAAAGCGGCGCCGAGACACAUUCUGCCACUACGGAGGAUUGCGAUGAGAAUGUGGAAAUAGAUUAAGUUCAAGGAGAAAGUAAAGAGAUUUUUGAUGCGAGCGUGGAAUAUCAAAGAGUUACACAAAAAUUAGCAAAUUGCCAUUUUAAUCAAUAACAAAAUUUGUGAUAGUGAAAGUUUUAAUCGGUUUAGUUGUGUAUUUACAUACAAAUAUGCUA
Messenger RNA from Rhagoletis zephyria (snowberry fruit fly), 1742 nucleotides. RefSeq names its product NK3 homeobox bagpipe (gene bap). Gene Ontology annotation, biological process: cell differentiation; regulation of transcription by RNA polymerase II. NCBI's taxonomy places the organism in Eukaryota, Metazoa, Arthropoda, Insecta, Diptera, Tephritidae. Gene Ontology annotation, molecular function: DNA-binding transcription factor activity, RNA polymerase II-specific; RNA polymerase II cis-regulatory region sequence-specific DNA binding. Gene Ontology annotation, cellular component: nucleus. The record is from RefSeq and is a predicted model, not a curated record.